UCAGGAGGUUUUUGCGCGAAGGUGCAGAUGUUGGCGGUCUGACUGAGAACACAGAAGAAGAGAAGAAGAAGAAGAAGAAGAAAGUCUGCAGCUUUUCAAGCGGAGGCACUUGACGUGGUAUCAAAGAGGCAACAUUUCUGCUGACAUGGCAAGCCUGGAAGACAUCCAAGUGAGGGAGCUGAACAAGCGUGCUUCCGGUCACGCAUUUGAGGUCAUCCUGAGCCCCUCGACCCCAGAUGCCAAGGGUGAAUUUCCAUUGUCCCCUCUUAGGAAAAAGGAAACAUCACUGGAUGAGAUUAAGAAGAAACUGGAAGCUGCAGAAGAGAGACGCAAGAGCCAACAGGCUGAAGUGCUGAAACAGUUGGCUGAGAAACGUGAGCACGAGAAGGAGGUCAUCCAGAAGGCCAUCGAAGAAGACUGCAAAUUCAGCAAGAUGGUGCAAGAGAAACUCAAUCAAAAGAUGGAGGCAAACAAAGAGAACCGCACUGCACAGAUGGCAGCUCUCAAUGAGAAGUUCAAGGAGAAGGACAAGAAGCUUGAAGAAGUCAGGAAGAACAAGGAGGCAAUGAAAGAAGUGGAAAAUUAAUUUGUGUUUGAUCUGGUAAACAGUUUUUACAUUUCCAAAGAUAAGCUUUAUUUUUUUUUUAACUGACACUUCCGCUGUAUUUUUUGUUGUGUUAGUUAUGCUGUUGAAUGAAAGUUGGUUACACAAUGUUAGAUUGGGCUUUGAUAUAGUCUGACCUUUUCUUCACUUGUAGAUUUCCUAUUGGCAGCUGAUUAGACUAGUUUUUGUGGUACAAAUUAUAUUUUUUCAUUAAGAGGCAUUACAUGGUAAUAAACUGCUCCCUAUGCUAUUAAAAUGCAGCUUAUAGAGUUCUGUGCUUUUGAUAAUACUGUACUGGGUUCAAGCAUUAAAGUUUAUAUCCAAAAUGUA
Messenger RNA from Centropristis striata (black sea bass), 934 nucleotides. RefSeq names its product stathmin 1b (gene stmn1b). Bases 146 to 586 code for a protein of 146 amino acids. The record is from RefSeq and is a predicted model, not a curated record. The transcript has 5 exons. Gene Ontology annotation, biological process: microtubule depolymerization; neuron projection development; regulation of microtubule polymerization or depolymerization. Gene Ontology annotation, cellular component: neuron projection; cytoplasm. Lineage: Eukaryota; Metazoa; Chordata; Actinopteri; Perciformes; Serranidae. Gene Ontology annotation, molecular function: tubulin binding.